Messenger RNA from Musa acuminata AAA Group (dessert banana), 1123 nucleotides. RefSeq names its product probable WRKY transcription factor 49. Gene Ontology annotation, biological process: regulation of DNA-templated transcription. The record is from RefSeq and is a predicted model, not a curated record. The coding region runs from base 57 to 1028 and encodes 323 amino acids. Lineage: Eukaryota; Viridiplantae; Streptophyta; Magnoliopsida; Zingiberales; Musaceae. The transcript is spliced from 3 exons. Gene Ontology annotation, molecular function: DNA-binding transcription factor activity; sequence-specific DNA binding.
GGAAUCACAGUAAACGGAGAAGCUCGAUCUUUGAUGCUUUUAAAAGCCAGCAUCGCAUGAUAGAGUCACACUCCACUCUUCUCUUAUCAAGUCCGAUGGAGGAAGUCGAAGGAACAGAGGUCAACUGGUUUGACGAUUUUUACUGUUCUCAGCUGGAGUUGUUGAGGGAGCUGCAGGCUCAGGAGAGCCCUCGGUUCAUGGAAUCCCAACCUGAUGCGCCACAUGAAUCGGUCAUCGACAAGCUCAUCUCUGCUCUCUAUUCCAACCCAGCGAUCGGCGACGUAGAAAGCGCAGUCUCUGUGACCUUUCAGAACGGCGACUCCCAUGGCCGGUGUAAUUCUCAACCCAUACUUUGCUCACCGGACAAGGGUCUGGGAAGGAUGGAUCACAAGUUCACAAUCAAAAUCAAGACCUGUGAGAAUGGGCUUGCUGAUGAUGGUUACAAAUGGAGGAAAUAUGGGCAGAAAUCCAUCAAGAACAGCCCCAAUCCAAGGAGCUACUACAGGUGCACCAACCCGAGAUGCAAUGCCAAGAAGCAGGUGGAGAGGUCCAUGGAAGAUCCAGAGACGCUCAUCGUCACAUACGAGGGCCUCCACCUCCACUACACCUACUCACAUCUCCUCCUCAGUGGGUCGUCGCAGUACUACUACUCCGACACCGACCUCCACGUCGCGAAGAAGCUCAAGUGCCAGUCCAUGGCGGAGGUCGCGGACGCACCGGCGCAACCCCCAACACGGAGCACAUCGACGAUCGAGCCUCGCAAGUUGCAACCUGCAGCGGAUGGAGCAGUACUUCUGGGAAGUGCUGAUGCGAGUCUGCGGCAUGGAUUUCUUGACGAUGUGUUGCGGAGCUCAGAAGGACUCCUGGAAGAUGUUGUGCCGUUGGUGGUGAGAAAGCCAUGCAACUCCACCACCUCGUCCUUCGACGCUUUUCCUUUAUCCCCGGCAUCUUCUCCAUCCUACUCUUCCCUGCCAUUAACCACCAACUCUUCUCACCUAGAUCUGGGUACUCUCUCCUCCAUCAUGUGAGUACCAACCUGGUAGGACAGGAACAGUUUUAACAUUGUAUGGGUACCCACUAUAAUGAAUUGAUAAUGCACAAUAUCUACCUACCACUGUCAAUA